Messenger RNA from Macadamia integrifolia, 1443 nucleotides. RefSeq names its product putative inactive disease susceptibility protein LOV1. Bases 1 to 1443 code for a protein of 480 amino acids. Lineage: Eukaryota; Viridiplantae; Streptophyta; Magnoliopsida; Proteales; Proteaceae. Gene Ontology annotation, biological process: defense response to other organism. The transcript is spliced from 2 exons. Gene Ontology annotation, molecular function: ADP binding. The record is from RefSeq and is a predicted model, not a curated record.
AUGAAAACUGAAAAUUCCAGAAAAAAGAUUAAGCGUCUUUCAGAUGACAGAUCUAGGCUGUGCCUUGUAAAUUCUGAAGCAGGGCAAAUUUCAGGCAGGGGAGAUCUUGUUGUUCAUGAAUUCUGUGUAAUUGGAUUGGAAAAGGAAGAGAAUGAAAUAGUAAAGAAGUUGUUGAUACCCAUAGAACCCCCAAGGCCAUGUCCUGCUGUUGUUUCAAUAGUGGGAAUUGGCGGUAGUGGUAAAACAACCUUUGCUAGAAAAACCUACCAAAGGAAUGAUGUCAAGGAACAUUUUCAAACUCUUGCCUGGAUUUCUGUAUCUCAAAUAUACAAUGUAAGGGAUCUUCUCCAAAUCAGUGUUGAACAGAUCAAGCCCCCCAGCCCUAAAGAGAAGGUGGAGCUAGAUAGCCUAGAUGUCGAAAGCUUGAUCCAUAGGCUCUCAAGUCACUUGAAAGAAACUACUUACCUAAUUGUAUUUGAUGACUUAUGGAGGCCUGAAGAUUGGAACAUGUUGAAACAAGCACUUCCAGAUCAGGGAGAGGGGUAUCAAAGCAGGGUGUUGGUUACCACUCGCAAUGAAACCGUAGCUAGAUGUGCAGACCCCUCCAGAGAUCCGUAUCACCUCCCCCUUCUGAAUGAAUAUGAGAGUUGGAAGCUCUUCCUGACAAAGGUGAUGAGUAGUAAGGAUGCAGGUUGCCCUGAAGAUUUGGAGGAUUUGGGAAGGCAAAUUGUUCAAAAGUGUCAUGGAUUGCCAAUGGCCACAGUAGUAUUAGGUGGUCUCUUAUCCACUAAACCAAGGACACAUAGUGCUUGGUCCAAGAUCCUAGAUAGCAUAAAUUGGGAGCUAAAUCAGAAUGAAGGGAAUUGCAAACAAGAUUACUUGGAGGAACUUAUCCAAAGAAGCAUAAUUCAAGCAACAGUCCGAAGUUAUGAUGGACGUGUCACAUUUUGCCAUAUCCAUGAUCUUGUUCGAGAUCUAGCAGUUUCAGAAGGUAAGCAAGAGAGAUUUCUUGAAGUUCUUGGGAGAGAGAAUUUGAUUUCCCCAAACAAACCUCGUCGGCUUUCCAUCAUUGAACCUACUAGAGGUAUGUAUGGUAGUCCAACUAUUGCUCUAAAUCAACGUAAUCGUUCCUUAUUGUGCUACUCUAGAGAUAUUGAAAGAAACAUGUGGAUGAAGUGUCUUUAUGGAACCAUGAAACUGCUUAGAGUCUUAGAUCUCAAGGGUUUGCAUUUUAACUCUAUGCCUAGUACCUCACUCAAGCAGAUUGGAAAGCUUAUGCUCCUUAAGUAUCUAAGCAUCCGUGGAACUGACAUAGCAGAGCUUCCAUCUUCAAUAGGAGAGCUACAAUAUCUACAAACACUGGAUUUGGGUCAUACUUCUGUCAGACAGCAACCUGUGAUGACAAUAAUGAAACUGCAGCAGCUAAGAAAUCUUACUCUAUAG